Molecule: messenger RNA, 1272 nt
Organism: Torulaspora globosa
Lineage: Eukaryota; Fungi; Ascomycota; Saccharomycetes; Saccharomycetales; Saccharomycetaceae
Gene: DUS1
Product: tRNA dihydrouridine synthase
Exons: 1
Coding region: 1-1272 (423 amino acids)
Biological process (GO): tRNA processing
Molecular function (GO): tRNA dihydrouridine synthase activity; flavin adenine dinucleotide binding
Source: RefSeq, a predicted model, not a curated record
AUGACUCAAAAUCUGGGAACUGAAGUGCUCCAGACAAAUGCAGACUGCAAAACCAUCUCAAAUGUUCAGAAGAUGAAGGGAAGAGAAUUGUUCGAGAGUAUAGGAAGUCCGACUAAGAUUGUUGCACCCAUGGUCGAUCAAUCCGAGUUAGCCUGGCGAAUUUUGUCGAGAAGACACGGAGCCACUCUCGCAUACACUCCUAUGUUUCACGCAAAGCUGUUUGCGACUUCGGAGAAAUACCGGAGAGAUAUGUGGUGUGACAUCGAUGGCGAUCCAGAGAUUGAUCGACCUUUGGUCGUGCAAUUCUGCGCGAAUGACCCCGCAUAUCUGUUAGCAGCUGCCAAACUAGUCGAGAAGAAGUGUGAUGCGGUUGAUUUAAACCUGGGUUGUCCCCAAGGUAUUGCCAGGAAGGGCCAUUACGGUUCGUUCUUGAUGGAAGAGUGGGAUCUUGUUCAUAAACUUAUCAGAGAGCUACACGAUAACCUUGAGGUUCCCGUUACUGCGAAGAUACGUAUCUUUCCGGAGCGUGAGAAGACCCUGGCGUACGCUAAGAUGAUCCUGGAUGCUGGAGCACAGUUUUUAACUGUACAUGGGAGGCUAAGAGAACAAAAGGGCCAAAAAACUGGGCUCGCUGAUUGGGAGAUGAUAAAGUUUCUAAGAGACAAUCUGCCGCCGGACACUGUCUUUUUUGGCAACGGUAAUAUUCUGUAUCCUGAAGACAUAGUCAGGGGCAUGGAGCACAUCAAAUGUGAUGCAGUGAUGAGUGCGGAGGGAAACUUAUACAAUCCAGGAAUCUUUAACGCUGAAACAUCGGAGGAGAAGGAUAAGGCGUUUCCUCGAGUGGAUAAAGUUGCCAGAGAGUAUUUCGAGAUUGUGAAGAAAUAUGAGGACUCCCAGGCCUCUCGUAUUGCAAUGAAAUCCCAUAUGUUUAAGAUUUUACGGCCGUUUCUGCCCCAUCACACCGAUGUAAGGGCAGCAUUGGCUUCACUAAAUGCAAAAACACCUUUUGAAGAGUGGGAAGAUAAGGUUAUCAAACCUGUAGAAACUAUUGUCGAGCAAAUAUUCGCUAAGGAAAAUGCUGUCGAGCUGGACAAAGUCGUCAAAGGACCUGUCGAGCUUUGGGGAGGCUCCUACGUCAAAGUACCGUACUGGAGAUGCCAGCCUUACUUCAGGCCUGUGAACGGCGUCACUGCUGAUAAGAGAGUGCUUGAAAGUUUGGAGGCAGGUGGUAAAGAGCUCGAAGACACGCAUAAGAAGAGGCGAACAGAUUAA